This is a messenger RNA of Drosophila arizonae, 1439 nucleotides long. RefSeq names its product pickpocket 30 (gene ppk30). The record is from RefSeq and is a predicted model, not a curated record. NCBI's taxonomy places the organism in Eukaryota, Metazoa, Arthropoda, Insecta, Diptera, Drosophilidae. Gene Ontology annotation, biological process: sodium ion transmembrane transport. Gene Ontology annotation, cellular component: plasma membrane. Gene Ontology annotation, molecular function: ligand-gated sodium channel activity.
AUGGGUCCCGUGAUUAAGUUGUCUGAUUGCAAUGACAAUGCCAAUGACAAUGAUGAUGACAAGCUACCAGUUAGGCUAAAGGACAAAUGCUUCUGCAUCAGGCGCCUAACUCGUAUCGUACUAAUGUUCGUUGCCUUUGGGAUGACCAUUUACGUCUGUAUGUUAUCCUCGGAACGCUACUUCCAGUACUGGGUGCAGACCACAAUCGAUCGCACCGACGUUCACGUCUCGGAGAUUGCCUUUCCAGCCAUCACCAUUUGCCCCGCCCACAUGACUCCCAGCACGCUCAUGAAUGCCAGAGAGCAGCGAAUAAUUUUGCUCUAUAAUCUAAUGCAGAGUAUUCAUUGGCGCACCCCAAUGGGCCAUUCCACACAUUUGAACACUAGUGAAUUCGAGGAAUUUAAUAACCGAUCGUUGCUCUACCCAGACCCUAUCUUCGACUUUGGCUACACCUGCAAGGAUUUGUUUUUGGAGUGCACUUGGCGCCGCCAAGAAGUGGAUUGCUGCAGCUUGCUGUUCCGAAGGCUGCAGGUGGGCUCCUGCUAUGUCUUCAACUCGGUGCUCGUCGAAGAUGCCGAUCCCACAUGGCCCUGGUCUGUGGCCGAUUCUGGUCUCAAAAGUGCGCUAAGUAUCAAGGUUAAUCGCUUUAUAAACGGAAUCAGGCUAACGGCCUUAGGGGUCAUAGUACAAGAGCCAGGCCAGUAUGUGGGUUCCAGUGUGACGUAUUCCACAGAUGAUCGGAUCGUAGUCGGAUUGCAGCCGCGUCACUUUACGGCCGAGCCGGCUGUUAGGGCACGCCCCGUGAAUAUGCGAUAUUGUUAUUUUAUGGACGAGCUGAAGCAGUCCUAUUCAGAGUGCAUAGUCAGAUGCCAUAUCACCUACAUAUCCAGGAAGUGUAACUGUACUCACAAACUAUUUCCAAUCAAUAUAGACCAGACACAUGAGGAACCCAUGCGCCAGUGUACAACUGCGGAUUUGCUGUGCAUGCAAAAGAACGGAGUUUCACUCUUUUACAUGAGCAACAUAAUUGAGGAGUCUAAGGACAGUGUCUUCAAUACCACCCAUUGCAAGUGCUAUCCCACCUGUGACCACACUCAGUAUCAUGCAACUACAUUCACGGAUCGCCUGAGCACCGCCGACAGCAGAGAUAAUCAGUUUGAGAUUGACGUCUACUUUCAGGAGGAGACUCUUUUCUCGUAUCGCUCCACUCUGCACAUAACAAUGCUUGACUUGAUGGUUUCGUAUGGGGGCAUAGCUGGUUUGUUUUUGGGUCUAUCGGUGGUCGGAGCCAUAAACAGCCUAUUGGAUCGCAUUACUUGCUGCAGCAAACCCACAUCACAGCCCAUUAAACCUGACCCCGAAGUUAAAAGAGCCUCUCCUGCUGUUACCUGUAAUCAAAAGAACAUGAACGAAUAAUAGGGAUGAGGAGAACGAAAUAA